AUGUAAUCUGUUGAUUUUGCUAAGCAAGUUAUAGGAGAACCGCUUCGUUGCAUAGUCAGAAUUAAGCCACCUUCAAAUUUUUAAAAGGAAGAUGUACGAAUCAAUAAUUAAUAAAUACUUCUUACUGAUAACAAUAGAAGUAAUAUUUAACAUUAAUUAUAAUUCUUUUAGUUUUGGAAGAAUUUGAAUGUCCUGAAGCUUAUGGACCUGAAUUCUCAAUGCAUCAAAUCUAUGAAUAAUUCUUACAAUAAUUUACAGGCCCAUUCAUCCAAGGAUUGAACGUAAACAUAUUCGCAUAUGGGUAGUGAAAUUAAAAAUAAAACUUAGAUCUACAGGAGCAGGCAAAACAUAAACUAUUGAAGGGAACAAAAAAGAACAUGGACUUAUAUUGAAUUAUGCAUCCUCAAUAUUCUCAUUAUUAGAAAACAAGAAAUUUCAUACCAAUUAAUCAUAAGCAUCUUAACUUGUUAAUUAUUCAUAUGGAUUAAGAGCAAGAUAUGUUGAAAUUAUAGAUGAAGAAGUUUCUGAUCUAUUUGCUCCACCAAAUAAACGAUUAAAUGAUCAAUUACAAAUCUUAGAUCAUGCAUGGGAAGGACCCACAAUUGCCAAUUCAACUUGGGUAACUGUUAAUAAUGAAAUUCAAUUAUAAGAAGCUCUUAAUAGUGGAUAAAGGAAUCGUAAUCAAACUACAAAUGAAUUUGGUAAAGUAUCAAAUAAGGCAACAUCCUUUUUUACAUUAGAAUUAUUAUAAAGUUCAUUAUAAAAGGAUACAAAUGAACCAUUAAUUAUGUUAUCUAGAUUAUGUUUUUUUGAUUUAGCAGGAUCUGAGGUAUUGAUAGAUGAUCCAGAAACCAUAAGAAUUAAAUAAGGAUCUACUUUAAAUAAAUCCAUAAUUUCAUUUACAUAAUUACUUAAAGAAUUAGGAUAACCAUAAACUGCAGAUCAUGCUGCCUAUGAUACUUCUGCUUUAACUUCUAUUGUAAAGGAGUUAGUAGGUAGUAAUUCACUUUCUAUUGGUAUUUUUUGUGUAUAGCAUGGUGAUCCAAAAGGAACUAGUUUAACUUUAAACAUUUAUAAAUAUUGUAAGAAUAUCAAGAACUUUCCAAUUGUUAAUGAUAGUAAAGUACUUGGUUUAUUACACAAAUUUCGUUUAGAAUGUCAAGCAGCUAGAUUAUCUGGAAGAGGUGGUUAUGGUGAUACUGGAAAUAAUAAAAUGUUAGAGUUAGAGAAGAAAUUAAUAGAAGAUAAUUUAGAUAAAAUGAGGAAUGCAGAUGAGAAAUAAAGAAUGGCUUAGAAAUUAUCUACAAUGAGAGAAAAGUAUAAUGAAAUUGUUAGACAAAAAGCAGAAUUAUAAUAAGAUCUAAUAAGAAGUGAGGAAGAAAAAUUAGAAGUUUCUAAAGCUUUAGUAGAAUUAUAAAUAGAGAAUACAAGAUUGAUGGAAAUUAUAUAGAAUGAAAAAUAUGAUAUGAAUAAUAAAUUAUUGAAUGCAGAAUCAGAUUUAUUAUCUUUAAAUAUAAGAGAAGAGAAAGCAUUAAAAACUAUUUAAGAAUUGUAAGAUAAUUUAAAAGAAACUAAGGAUGACAAAAGAGCUUUAGAAAUUGAAUUUGUUGCUCUUAAAAAGAAUUAUAUUAAUAUAUCUACAGCAUUAGAAACUGAAAAAGCCAAAAGUGAGAAUAUAGGAUUAGAAUUAAUUAAUGUUGUUAAUGAAAAUAAAUCACUUCAUUAAGAAUUAAAUGAUAUCUAUAAGAAAUCUGGAAAUACAAAUGAAGAAAAUGCUAGAUUUAUGAAGAAGUAUACUUAUGAUUUAGUUUAGAAUUGAAAAAUUAGAGUAAGAAAAUCGAGAAUAGAGAGAAGCUCUUAUUUAUACUAAGGCUGAAAUUGAGAGAUUGAAAACAGAAAUGCUUAAAUAUGAGAUCUUAGAUUAAUAACAUAGAAUUGAUUUAGAUAAUAAAAAAUUAGAAAUUGAAAAAGGAUUUCUUGAAGCAAAUAGAGAAAAAUAAAAUGAAGUAUAUAAAAUGAAUAGAGAAUAAGAUGAUGCUGUUAAAAAAAUGAGAGAUGAAAAAUUAUUAUGGGAAAGUUAAAAAAUGGAAUUAACUCAUAAAAUUAAAACUAUGUAAAGAAGAGUAAAUGAUGAAGAAGAAAGAAUUAAAGAAUUAGAAAGAUAAUUAUAAGAAUUAUAAUCAGAAAAUUAAAAAAUGGAUUUAUAAAUGAAUGAAAUGAGAUCAUUAUAUAGAAAUAAACUUAUGCAAUUUGCAACUGAUGGUAAACCAGAUAAAGCAAGUAGAAUUGGAUAUGAUUUUAAUGCAAGAGAAGAUUUAAUAAGAACAUAUACUGAAAAAGAAAUUGAAUUAAAUGAAAAAAUAGAAAGAGAAAAAAAAAAUGCAAAAUAAGCUUAAUUUUAAGUUAGAUAACUUAAAAGUUAUGCUAGAAAUUUAAAAUAUCUUUGUGAAGAUUGGGCACCAGUUGGAAUUCCUUUACCAGAUAUACUUACAAAAGAUGCUACAUUUUUAGAUGAUGAAACUUAUGGUACUUUACAAGGAGAUCAUUAAGCUGAAAUUGAAAGAUUGAGAAUGAGGAAUAAAAAAUUAGAAAAUGAAGUUAGAAUUUUAUAAGAAAAUAUUAUGAAUGGUGUUGGAGGAGGUAAUUUAGAUUUAGGUAAAAGAAUAUCUAAUGAAAUGGAAAUGUUAAAAUAAAAUAGAAAUAAAUCAUCUAUUGAUGGAGACUUUUAAAUUGAUUAAUUAAGAAAAGAAAGAAAUGAUUUAUAAGAAGAAAAUAGAAGAUUAGUGACAUUAUUAAAAGAUAAUAAAAAAUGGGAUGUUUACAUUUUAUAAAGAGAAAAUGAAAGAUUAAUGAGAUAAAUGAAAGAAUAAGAAGUAGGUUUAAAUGCUAUGGGACCAAUGUCAGGAGAAGCAAAAACUGCUUAAUCAAAAGUAUAAUAUAUUUAUUCUAAAUUUCUAGUUAUAAAUGUAUGAAAGAUCUCUUAAACAAUUAGAAAAAGAGAGAUCUGAAUUAAUUGUUAGGGCUACAAUGGCUGAAGAGUAACUUAAAGCAUUACAAGAGCAUUUAGCAAAAUAAAGCUAAGAUUAUUAAAGAAAGCUUUUAGAAAUCAAAAGAGGUGGUAGUAUAUUCUGA
Molecule: messenger RNA, 3132 nt
Organism: Paramecium pentaurelia
Lineage: Eukaryota; Ciliophora; Oligohymenophorea; Peniculida; Parameciidae
Source: the annotation of a GenBank genome assembly